Messenger RNA from Pseudoliparis swirei, 3682 nucleotides. RefSeq names its product kringle containing transmembrane protein 1 (gene kremen1). Gene Ontology annotation, biological process: multicellular organism development. The record is from RefSeq and is a predicted model, not a curated record. The transcript has 9 exons. The coding region runs from base 161 to 1609 and encodes 482 amino acids. Lineage: Eukaryota; Metazoa; Chordata; Actinopteri; Perciformes; Liparidae. Gene Ontology annotation, cellular component: plasma membrane.
UCAAGUUCAGGGACUUGUAAGAGCGACUCCUGCACAGACCGGCCAGUCAGCCAGUCAGCCAGCAAGCCAGCAGCAGCUCGCCGGUCUGCUCGCGCGUCCCCCUGCUGCGCCUCACCUGAGAGCCGGUCUCUCCCGAACUCUUUUCUGCGGUAGUCCCGCGAUGGAUCCCUGGACCGUCACAUCUGCUCUGCUGCUGCUCGCGGGGGCGACUUCCUCUGCGGCUUUCGGGGUGUUCGACACCGAGUGCUACACUGCCAACGGAGAGGACUACAGGGGCUUCCAGAACCAGACCAGCCUGCAUGGGGGGAAACCCUGCCUCUUCUGGAAUGAGACCUUCCAGCACCCGUACAACACCCUUAAAUACCCCAACGGAGAGGGGGGGCUGGGCAGCCACAACUACUGCAGGAACCCCGACGGGGACGUUCAGCCAUGGUGCUACAUCGCAGACCACGACGACGGGAUCUACUGGAGAUACUGCAACAUCCCCACCUGCCAGAUGCCCGGGAACCUGGGCUGCUUCAGAGACAGCGGUGACCCGCCGACCCUGUCCGGCACCAGCGAGACCUCCAACAAGCUCACUAUCCAGAACUGUAUCAGCUUCUGCAGGAAGCAGAGGUACAAGCUGGCCGGCAUGGAGUCCGGGUAUGCCUGUUUCUGUGGCAACGAGGUGGACCAGCGAGAUCACGGCGAGUCGCCGAGCAUGGAGUGUAACCACGUUUGCUUCGGCGACCACACCCAGCCCUGCGGUGGCGACGGUUGGGUCAUCAUCUUCGACACUCGAGUCGGGGCUUGCGGUGGAAACUACUCCUCUCCGUCCGGAGUGAUCUACUCCCCCGACUUCCCCGACAAGUACGGGGCCGGCCGCGUUUGCUACUGGACCGUCCACGUGCCCGGAUCCUACGCCAUCCUCUUCAACUUCACCUUCUUUGAGAUCUCCGACCAGACGGACAUGGUGGAGAUCCUGGACGGCUACACCAACCACGUAGUGGCGCGCUUCGACUGGCGCAGCCCGCCGAGGGAGCUGGUGAACGUCACGGGCGACUACGUCGUCCUGUACUUCUUCUCGGAUCGCACCAACCAGGCCCAGGGAUUUGCUCUGCUUUACCAAGCGCUGAGAAGCCAAGACACCAGAACAAUGGAGGCCGAGGGAGACGGGGGGGAGGACAACGACGUCUCCAGCACGCCGGGGCCCCGGCUGGCCGGCGGUGUAGGAGGAGGUGGAGUCACCGAAAGAUCCAACAGCACCUCCAAUGGACGCUCCUCCCAGAUCCUCUACGUCAUCACGUCCAGCCCCGGGAAGCCGGAGCGCAGCAUGCCAGGUCAGUGGGCUGGACGCGGCGAGACCGGCGGCGGCCACGGCGCGAUGUGGACCAUCUACGCGCUCGCCGCGCUCCUCGUGCUCACCGUGGUGGCCAUGGUGGCCAAGCUGCUGCUGCACAUCACCGUCAAGUCUCCCAGCGUGCCGGCGGGCGGCGGCUCCGACGGCUGCGGCCCGAGCGCGGCGUCCUCCGAGCCGUGGAUUAUCCUGUACCGCCCCUCCACCAUCUCGCUCUUCAAGAAGAAGUUGAAGAACCACCACGGCGACCUCAGCCCCCUGGUGGGCAACUAAAGAAUCAACGUCGACCGAGAAAAGCUGCCCGUCAAACGCUGCCUGACAACCCCCCCCCCCCCCCCCCCGUCGGACGGCAGGGGGCCGGACAAUGAAACUACGCCGACACACCCAGUGGCUAACGACGACUGACUGAGAGGACGCCAAUGAGCUCGGCACCAAAGAGGUGGUGGGGGGGGGGAGAGCUGAUGAAGGACAAAGGAGCGAGGGGUCGUAAUGUUUAACAAGCUUCUCUGAUCCCUGAUGAUCAACACACCUCCACAACAAACCACAACAAACUAAAACUUUCCAGACUGCAGUCACAACAACAACAACAACAACAACAACAAAGAAUGAACGGCUAACUUCACUGUUCCAGUUGAAGAUGCAGGGAGGGUUUUACCUCCUACCUGGCAACCGCAUCUUCACGAGCAUCAAGGAGAGGACGGAGACACACACACACACACACAGCUUAACAGUGUUUUACACACUCUUUUAAACUGCCUCAUAAGGAGGACAAAACACUUGCAGCCCCCACCCCCAAAAAUCCUCCCAUCCAAAGAGUGUUGUAUUUAUUUGCCUUUAUGCAAACUGUUUAUUUUUUUAAUAUUCUUUUUUUAACUGGACUAAACUAACUUUCAUGAGGAGGAGGUAGAUACCACAGCACUUUGGGGAUGAAUCACUUGCUUUAAAAUGGAGAGAUGAGAGAGAGAGAGAGAGAGAGAGAGCUCGGUGGUGGGUGGGUGGGAGAGUGUUUCCGGUUGUGUGGCGUUCAAGUGCCUUCAGGAUCUCCCGUUCUCUUCAUGCCUCUGUCUCACAUGAGUCGGCACUUUUUCUUUUUUUUAUAUUUUUCGUGCCCUUUUAGGAUUCCUGCUCAUAUUAAAUGUUAAACGUCUCGUCCAGUGAUUUGAAGCUUUAUAUUCUUUGUUUCUUCUUUUCUAACUCAAGUGAACACGUCUCAGACCUGGACAGGUAAUAAUUACACGAGGCUCUUUGGGGCCUUUUGGGACGAAAUAGAAAAAUCUUUAAUUUCUCAUUUCUGACAUUUACUGAACAUAUUGUUCACAUUAAGUUGUCUCUUUGAUUACAGGGGAGGGGAGGGGUAUCAGGGGGGGGGGGUGUUAUAGUGUUGUAUAUCAUGUAAUUCAGUGUGGAAAUCAUCGUUCUUUAGUUUUGUGUCCCGGCUUCCUCGUCCACUUUGCUUUGGAGACGAUUUCAGGCCCAAAAAAUGUCAAGCGCCAAAAGAAUAACUAUACACCAAACGGAGAUAAAACAAAAAGCCCCCGACGGGACAUUUAAACUACUUAAAGGUCCACAGCCACUCCGCCGGUCAUUGCCCUUCAAAAAAAUCGUCCAAUCACAGCGCAGAACAGAGAACAGAGAGCGAGCCUCAAACACGUCCGUGCACUUAAGAUCGUAUUCUACGACGUGAUGUCGGACUCACUCACCGCUUCACUGCACAGAGGAAGAAGAGCGAAAACGGCACUUAAGGUCAAAAAGGUUGUAUCCUAUGACAUCAUGCGGCGUUCACGUCAAAAUGUUUAUGUUCUUCCAAGAAUCGGGAUCAGAGGAGAAGAGACAGAGAACCAAAGAGUUCUUCAAAGAACCUUUAAAGGCGUCUCAAGAACCUUAAAAACAUGCUUCUUUAAGGCACCAUUUAUGGUUCCUAAAGAACCUUUCAAACCAGGGUUCUCCAAUCAGGAGGGGGGGGGGAGAUGGAGCCACAGUCGACUGUAACUCAUACGUAGCGAGGGGGGGGGGGGGGUAUAAUGUGAGUUGAAAUCAAACAAAAUCUGACAGUUCAGAUCUUAACGGCGGCCAUGUUUGUUAAACCACAAAUCCACGUUUUUUUUCUUUUUCCGUUGAAGCGAAAACACCACAGCUCCCCCCCCCCCGCCCCGACACAUUGUUUUGUUUUUCAUGCAGUUUGUAAAUAUAAAAAAAUUAAAUGAAAAUGGUUUUAAUUUAUACAGUAAGUUAUUGUUGUUUUUUAUGUGGGAUAUAAUCUUCUGUUGUUGUUAAGUGAAGUAUCUUUGUAGUUUAUUUAAUGUGUUCCAUGGUUGCAAAAAUAAACACUGUAUGCAUGUUUCUUAA